Molecule: messenger RNA, 5144 nt
Organism: Centropristis striata (black sea bass)
Lineage: Eukaryota; Metazoa; Chordata; Actinopteri; Perciformes; Serranidae
Gene: rprd2b
Product: regulation of nuclear pre-mRNA domain containing 2b
Exons: 10
Coding region: 7-3597 (1196 amino acids)
Biological process (GO): mRNA 3'-end processing
Cellular component (GO): RNA polymerase II, holoenzyme
Molecular function (GO): RNA polymerase II C-terminal domain binding
Source: RefSeq, a predicted model, not a curated record
GGAAAGAUGGCGGCCGGUUCAGGGGCUGCAAGCGGGCACGGAGCCCGCGGCUCCAACGCUGGUCUGGAAGCGUCUUUGGACCGACGGUUUCAAGGAGUAUCCAACACUAUGGAGUCAAUACAGGGACUUUCAAGCUGGUGCAUUGAAAACAAAAAGCACCACAGCCUUAUCGUUCGCCACUGGAUGAAGUGGCUCAAGAAAUCUGACAACAAUCAUCGCUUGAAUCUCUUCUACCUUGCCAACGAUGUGAUACAGAACUGCAAGAGAAAGAACGCUAUUGUCUUUCGUUCAGCUUUCGCAGAAGUCCUACCUAAUGCUGCCCAAUUCAUCAGCAGAGAUGGGAAGGUCCGCAAGUCAGUGGAAAGGAUUUUUAAGAUUUGGGAGGAGAGGAGCGUGUAUCCAGAGGAGGUCAUCGCCCAGUUCAAAGCCGGCAUGAACAAGAAGGAGAGGGAGCGAGAGAAGCAGAAGGAAAAAGAAAAAGAAAAGGAGAAGGAAAAGGAGAAAGAAAAGGAAAAGGAGAAAGAAAAGGAAAAACAAAAGGAGACUCCACCAGCAGCUGUUCCAGCCAACACCAAAGCUGCCCUCAAGUCCAAGAUCGUGGCAGAGUUCACACCCCACUCCCUCCUCGAGCAGUUGUCGAGGUACAGGCGAGCAGUGGCAGAAGAGGAGUUCAGGGAGAAGCAGCUGGCAGCUCUCAGGGUGGACGUCUGCAGCACCGAGGCCCUGAAGAGACUUAAAGACAAGGCAGGAGGGAACAAGUUCGCAAAGGACUUUGAGGACGGCAGUCUGAAGCUGCAGGAGUUUGUCGGCUUCAUGGAGAAAGAGUUGAAAACGGGGCCUCCUCUGCUGGAAGCUUUGGGAAACGCAGACAUUUUCUAUGAGAUGCAGUACAAGGAGGUUAAGAUUGUGGCCAAUGCGUACAAUGCCUUUGCCAACCGUGUGGCCAGUCUUAAAAGGAAACUGGAUUCCCUCAAGUCAAACCUACCGGGACCUGACGACUCUCCCAUCCCCUCGCCCUCUGAAGACGCCCCCUCUCCCACUGGCUCUGACUCCCCCUUCCUGGGACUGGGGUCGAGCAGAGCGCAGGUGGAUCCAGAGCUGGAUGGCAAGGCCAUGGAUGACGGAGAAAUCCCCAACGACAACAGGGACAUGGAGGACAUGGACAUGUCUGAUGAAGAGGCUGCCAUUGCGAAAGCAGGGGCAGAUGACAAGAAGGACAAGGCGUCCUCUACUGCUGCCAAGUCAGAUGCAGCAUCAAAGCUUCCCACCACGCCCACCAAGAAGAACAACGCUACUGCAGCUGCCCCGGCGACCCCGGUGACUCCCACCUCUGCUCCUGCUGCUCAGAGUGCACCAACAAACCCACUGGGAGUCAACCUGGAGAAGGUGGACUUGGGGAAGAUCAGCUCCAUUCUCAGCUCGCUCACAUCUGCCAUGAAGAAUACAGCAAGCCCAUCACCUCGGCCUUCUCCAGGAACUCCCACCACUCCUUCUGGCCAAGCAGCAGCCUCCAAAGCGACUUCUUCGAGCCCUCACUUGGCCAGCAUCCUGUCACGUGUUGACAUCACACCUGAAGGCAUACUCAAUGCUCUGUCAAAAACAAACACACCAGCUUUGUCCUCCCUCCUGCAAAGUGUGACAAACACUGCCUCCGCUCCUCCCACCCGAACAUCCCCAGAAUCAUCAGCAGUUAAAAAUCUUCUCAGUCCAACCACCCCCAAAACAAAACCCACUCUGGGGAUCAGCGUCAAACGAGACACGCCUGGAAGAGCUAGAGAUUGGGAGAAAGACAGACAGCUGUCCCCUCCUCCUCCUCCACCCCCUCCUCGUCCCUCCGCUCCGUCUGUCUCUCCCCCCAGCCUAGAAUCAAAAAUCAACAGUUUCCUGCAGGGUAAUCCGGGUUUCAGUCUUGCUCUAGGUGACGUCAGUCCCGAUGGGGUGGAUGGGACCCCAGUGAGAGACGAGGCUGCUGGCACCCCCACCCAGGACGAGAUCAUGGACACACCUGGGAGUGUGCCCGAAUCUUUAGGGUCAUCUGGAGGUCCGAACCUCUCACCCACAGCCUACCGCAGUGAGCCCUGGGACGCUGUGAUCACCCCGUCAGGAAGCAACAGCAAUGGGGACUUUGUGGGCUCGUCGUCCGCUUCCCGGUACGGAGCCGGGAAAAAGAGCGGCUUAAAAUCAAAGGACGAUGAAGGGAGGAAGCAGGUCCCCUCUUCUCCCAGUAAUGACAUAAAGGGUAAGAAAGAUGGACAACACGGCCAGUCAAGGAUGAUGGGUAACAACAGAGCGAUUGGAGAAAGGAGACUCUCUGCAGGCUCUCGUAAGGCGAGCACCGGCUCAGAUGACGGAGGUCUGAGUGCAAAAAGAGACGGCAAAAGUCAAGAGUCUCCAGCUCGGGAUGAGAAGGAGGGCCAGUACCAUCGUAUUGAGACACUAGUGUCGCCCUGCACUGAAGGGGCACCCAUCCAAACUUUAGGCUACUCGAACCGCCCGGCCGCUGGCGAGCGCAUCAAGACGGUAGAGAGCAUCCGCGUGAUUGGCCGAGGCUCUCGGCGAGGGGGAGGGGCCGGCGGUCGGCCUGGGGCAUCGAUGUGGUACGAAGAGGAGGAGUACAUGGAAGCUCAGCCUCCCUCACCCUCUGCCCCCCCUCCUCUUAACAUUGGCCCCGAGGACAUGAACCCCUCCAUGCCUCCUCCUCCACCACAUCUCCUCCUCGCACAUCUCCCCCCUCCUCUGUCCCAUCCUCACGCACAUCCUCCGUUCCAAAUGCCCUACCACACGGACAACCUCCAGACUCCUCCUCCAUCACUCCUCCAGCAGCAUCUUCCUCCUUCAUCACAUUUCUUCGGCCCACCUCCACCAAUCCCUCGACCCCCUCCGCCUCCCAUACCGCAUCGCCUUUCCCCUCCACCGAACCAGCAUGCUGUGCCCUCUGCAGUCAUGGUGGGGGGAGUGUUGGUCCCUAUUGACCGCCCCCUGUCUCUUCCCCCCUCAGUCAGAUCUGAAGGUGUAGAUCGAGCCGGUGUAGGGCCCAGAGGAGGCAAAAUGGCCCCUCCACCCCUGAUGGCAUCAUUGUUAGGCGAGCCCCCUAAGAUGCCUCGUCCUGGCACGGUUAAAGAGCCGUUUAUCCCUCGACACGCACCCCCUCUCCUCCGCCCAGGUACUCCUGGUGUUCCUCUACCCUUAUUGGGCAGAGUGAAGGAGCCUCUUAAUCUACCUCUUCCGCCCCCCUCUCCCACCUCCUCCACUCCCUCUCCCUCCACGCCGAAUUCCCCUGCAGUCGACACUCUCCCCGCUCGGCUCCCUUCUCAGUCAGCUGCCCCUCCUCUCCAGAAGCCCCCCACUAGUCCUCCAGCUCAGUCCCGCAACCAAACCUCUAACCCCGUUCCCCUCCUCAACUUGCCCAGCACUCGACCCCCGAUCCUCUCGGCUCCCAUCCCACAGAGACCUCUGCUGCGAGGCCGAAACCCCUCUCAGCAGUUUAACCAGGAUCACCACAGGGGGGGAUACCGUGGGGGCAAGCGGCGCGGUCCUCCAUUCACAGGUGGUCCCUUCCAUUCGCAGAAGAGACCCUACCCGCCCCCACGCUACUGAAGUGGUCAUCUAACACAUGCUGAAUGAGAAGUGCAAGCGCCCUGUGCUGAAGUGCAGAGUGUGUGUUAGCCCUGCUGGUAUGAGCCCAGAUAUCUUUACUCUGUUAAUUAGCUUGAAUUAAAACUACCUUUGGUUGUGUGUAAAUAGCUGAUUAAAUCUUAAUGCUUCAGCUAGGUAGCCAGCCAGCCAUCUUACACUGUACAGUGCAGCUACGAGGUUAUCACUUACAUAGUGCAGAGUGUUGUGUAACAACCCUCAAUCUAUCCCUUUUUUUCCACUUCACCAUACACACAGCAGAUAAAAGUUUCAUUAGGUCUGGUGUGAUAACCUUAGGAGGAAAACACAGAAAGUUCAAGUAUAAAUGAAACAAUACUUUUUUUUUUUUUUAGAGUUUGCCUACCUGUGUGAUUGUGGGUUACUUUACCUGAGAGAGAGCAGAAGAGUAAACGAGAGGUUUGAGUCUUAUAGAAGACAGACGAAAAGAACUAAAAGCAAUAAUUUGACAUUUUUGGAAAUUUUUAUGGAGUGUAUUGUGAGAAUAAACCACUCUUAAAUAUGUGAGCUUAACUUUAACAUAAAGACUAAACUGAAGAACAGCCACCCUGGAUGUUUGAAGUUAAAAACUAUUUCCCCCACUAACACCUCCUAAAUCACACUUAUUAACAUAUUAUGUUGUUUAAUCUGUACAAAAGCAAGUGUAAAAAUAACUAUGUUUUCAGUGAUUAUAGACUUCACUGAGUCUCUGCUUGCAUGUCCUGCUGCAUCUGGUCAUUAUUUUGCAGUUUGCAAGCCAGGAUGUUUUUUUUGGCUAUUCUGACCCACAAUCCUCUGCACAGCAAGAGAGUCAAAGUUCAAGGUGGAAUUUGACAAAGAAGUAUGUCCCAGUUGUUUGCAUACUGCACGCAACAGUACUUUGUAAGCAGCUAGCAGUCUGUCUGUGUUUUCAGUCUCUAUGCUAUGCUAAGCUAAUGGCCUCGCGUCCCCAGCUUUAUACUUAACAGACCGAUAUGUCAUAUAUCUCUGCAGGAAAGCUAGUAACCAUAUUUCCCAAAAUGUCAAAUUAUUCUUUUAAUGUUGAAUGAAAAUGGGAUCCAAAAACAACCUCUUCUUCCAUUAGUGUAUGUGCGUGUGUGUGUGUGUGUGUGUGCGUGUGUGUGUAACAUGGAAGUUUCUCAUUUGAAUGAGAUUUUGCUGUGGAGGUUAACACUUGUCUCUAUCUCCAGAGUACCUGUUGUAAAUAAUAUUCUUCUCUUGCUCAACCUUUUCCACCCUCCCCUCUCCCCCACUGUAUAUUUCUAAGCUUGUAAAUAUAAAACACUGAGAUGACACAGCUUUUUUUUUUCCUCUUCAAGCUCUUUUUUUCUGUUAAUGAGGACACUGAUGGUCACUCUUGCAUCCCGUCUUUACUGUGAUCGAGGCCUUUGGAUAAGCUUUAGCUCCAGAAGAUUUUCUCUUCAGUAUCUGUCGCACCUUUCUGUCCUCCCUCUGAAACCAGCACGCAGAAGAGGAGGGUGAAGAUAAUUAUGUAUUUUUAUUUCCAACAUAAA